CAGAUCACUUUGAGCAGAAUGAUAAUGCACAAAUGCCUGUUAUGCUUGACGGUCAGAAUGUUCACCAUCAUAUGCAUCAUCAUCACAUGCAGGUCAACCCCUCGCCGCAUCUGCAUAUAUCAAUACAGCCAUCCGUAAUGACUCCAUCGUUGUCUCUGGCGGCGCACAUGGCGGCGAUGGUGCGCGCGGCCUCGUCCGCGGACGCGCGUCGCUCCUCCCGCGGCGCCUCGCGUGCUGUCAUAGAGCGCAACACGUACCGACACGCGUACGCGCGCCCCGCCCCACAUCACCAGGACGAGAAGUGCACCAUCUGCCUCUCUAUAUUCGAAGUUGACUCCGAUUGCAGACGUCUGCCGUGCAUGCACCUGUUCCACAUGGACUGCGUGGACCAGUGGCUGAGCACCAACAAGCACUGCCCCAUCUGCCGCGUUGAUAUCGAGACGCACCUCAACAAGGACGCCGCGAUCUAACCGCGUACCACACGCGACAACACACAACAAUACACGUUACAGGUAUUGCAUAAAAUAAUGUCAUUAUUGGAAAUGACUACUAAAAUAUGACAUUAUAAGAAUUACUCGAAUAAAACCUCACAAAGACAGAUCAGAAUCAGCCAAAACGUAGCUGCAGGCGGUUACAACGGAAACGUAUCUCUCGUGCGCAGAAGCCUUGCCAAUGACCUCAUGACGUCACGCGUCAGUAGGGUUGACAAAAAAGGUUACAUUAAAUAAUUUUUGCAAUGUAUUUAUUACUGUAGAAACUUUACAUAAAACUG
Papilio xuthus (Asian swallowtail) is the source of this 772-nucleotide messenger RNA. RefSeq names its product RING finger protein 165-like. NCBI's taxonomy places the organism in Eukaryota, Metazoa, Arthropoda, Insecta, Lepidoptera, Papilionidae. Bases 33 to 470 code for a protein of 145 amino acids. The record is from RefSeq and is a predicted model, not a curated record. Gene Ontology annotation, cellular component: nucleus. Gene Ontology annotation, molecular function: ubiquitin protein ligase activity. The transcript has 4 exons.